This is a messenger RNA of Gossypium arboreum, 399 nucleotides long. RefSeq names its product secreted RxLR effector protein 161-like. NCBI's taxonomy places the organism in Eukaryota, Viridiplantae, Streptophyta, Magnoliopsida, Malvales, Malvaceae. Bases 1 to 399 code for a protein of 132 amino acids. The record is from RefSeq and is a predicted model, not a curated record. The transcript has a single exon.
AUGGCUAAUUCUAAAUCAGUUAGUACACCAGUAGCACAAGGGGAGAAACUAACUAAUAGUGGGAAUCAAAACAAGGUCGAUGAGAAGGAAUAUCGAAGCCUAGUAGGCUGCCUGCUUUACUUAACAGCAACUAGGCCUAAUAUCAUGUUUGGUGUUAGUCUCUUGUCAAGGUUUAUGCACUGCUGUAAUGUGACUCACUUUAAAGCAGCUAAGAGAAUCCUUAGACAUGUCAAAGGAACAUUGAACCAUGGAGUUAUGUUUAAGGAAGAGAAAGAGCUCAAGCUAAUUGGAUACUCAGAUAGUGACUGGGCUGGCUCUGUUGAUGACAUGAAGAGCACCUCUGGUUACUUCUUCACACUUGGCUCAGGAGUAUUUUGCUGGAGUUCAAAGAAGCAAUAA